UGACAGCUAAACAGGGAGGUUUCGUAUCAGCACGUGUCGGCUGCAAUAGGGCUAAGGACCAUCCAUCAAUCUGCUCCUGUAUCUGACACCAUAGCGAAAUAAUGGAAAUUGAUUUGCUAAUAAGUGGAUGACAAGACAUCUGUUGCAAAUAUGACUGCUGGGUCAGGGGCUGAUGCCUAUGUGCCUCCAUCCAAGCCAUCAUUAGCAAACUUAACUAGGAAUUUUGGGAGCAUCAAAGCUGACAGCAACAAGCUUCUGAAGUCUCUCUCGCAGUCCCAUAUCGAUGCCUUUAAUGAUGUGCUCCAAGGUGGUCUGAAUGCAGCAGUAAUUGCCCUGCCACCACUGGACUUUGCCCUCCCAGAUGGCACCAGAGUGGGACUGUGUGCUACGGGCGCCAGCAUCGGCAUGCCGCGCGUGCCCCCUGGGAACGUGGGCGCCACGGAGGCGCGCGUCUUCCCAGCCGAGGCGCGCCAGGGCAUGCGCAACUACGGUGGCCAGCUGGUGGUGCGCUUCGCGUACUCAGUGAACGGCGAGCUGCGCGGCACCAUGGACCGCAGCCUGGGAGACGUGCCCAUCAUGGUGAUGUCCAAGAACUGUCACCUGCACGGCCUGAGCCCGGCCGGGCUGGUGAAGCGCGGCGAAAUGGCCUCCGAGUUCGGGGGCUACUUCAUCGUCCAGGGCGGCGAGCGUAUCCUGCGCAUGCAGGUGGCGACCCGCCGCAACUAUCCUAUCUGCCUGUCGCGUGCCUCGUACAAGGCGCACGGCAAGCUGUUCACCGAGCAUGCCGUCCAGAUGCGCUGCGUGGCCGACGACCACUCCGUAUCGAUGAACAUGCUGCACUUUCUGUCCAAUGGGAGCUCGAAGCUGAUCUUCCGCUAUCAGAAGGAGCGGUUCUCUGUGUCGCCGAUACUGAUCAUCAAGGCGUUGCUGGACAUCACCGACAGAGACAUCUAUCGGCGGCUCACCGAACCGGGCGACUCCGACUACUACCUGAGCUGCGUGGCCACCAUGCUGCGGGACGUGCAGCAGGACGUGGCGACGCCGCUCACCAGCCGGCCCAGCGUACAGCGCUACCUGGGCGCCCGCUACCGCAUCCGCAUGGGCAACCGCGUGCCGCCCUGGGCCUCUGACGAGGACGCUUGCCGGGCCAUGCUGAGUGACACGGUGAUGAUCCACCUCAAGUCGGACCAGGACAAAGCGAACGCGCUCUGCUUCAUGAUCCGCAAGCUGUACGCUUACGUGCGCAAGGACUGCGCGGCCGAGAGUCUCGACAACCCAAUGCUCUGGGAAGUGCAGCAGGGCAGCUACCUGUACCAGCAGCUGAUCAAGAACAAGGUGCAGACCUACAUGGCGAACUUCAGCAACGUUAUGCUGAGGCGCUACAACAAAGACCCGAUGAGCUACGAGAUCUCCGACGGAGAGGUGUCACAGUGCUUAAGUGGCGUGCAGCCGAUCGGACAGGCCGUCAGCAUGUUCAUCACCACGGGCAACCUGCCGCUGCUGCCCAACACGUUCUGCUCCGACUCGGUCGGUCUGUCGGUGACGGCCGAGAAGAUCAGCUACACGCGGUACAUGUCCCACUUCCGCGCCAUCCACCGGGGCAGCUUCUUCUCCACCAUGCGCACCACGUCCGUGCGCCAGAUGCUGCCCGAGGCCUGGGGCUUCAUCUGUCCGGUACAUACGCCGGACGGGGCGCCGUGCGGUCUGCUGAACCACCUGACCACCACGUGCCGCGUGACCAGCGGCCAGCCGGACCGCGGCCACCUCGCGCGGCUGGUGCUGGGCCUGGGCGUGACGGCCGUCGGCCAGCCGCGCCCCGCCCAGCGGUGUUACACGGUGCUGCUGGACGGCACCGUCAUCGGCUACCUGAGCCACAGCGCCGCCGACCGGGUGGUGGAGAAGCUGCGCUACAUGAAGUGCCACGGAGAGGUGUACGAGUACCUGGAGGUGGCGCUGGUGCCGGCGCGCGGCCCUGGCGGCCAGUACCCGGCGCUGUACCUGUACUCGAGCGACGGGCGCCUCAUGCGGCCGGUGCUGAACGUGCGCUGCCAGCGGGUGGAGUACAUCGGCUCGCUGGAGCAGGUCUACCUCAACGUGGCCGUCCGGCUGCACGAAGCAGCGCCCGAGACGUACACGCACGUCGAGCUGGACGACACGUCCCUGCUGUCGCACCUGGGCCAGCUGGUGCCGCUCUCAGACCUGAACCAGUCGCCGCGCAACAUGUACCAGUGCCAGAUGAGCAAGCAGACCAUGGGUACGCCGCUGCACAACUGGCGCGCGCUCUCCGAAAACAAGAUCUACCGGCUCCAGACGCCUCACAGUCCGCUGUUCCGGCCUACACACCAUGACGCCAUCGACAUGGACGACUUCGGCCAGGGCACCAACGCCAUCGUGGCCGUCAUCUCGUACACGGGGUAUGACAUGGAGGAUGCCAUGAUCAUCAACAAGCACGCUCAGGAGCGCGGCAUGGCCUGCGGCUUCGUUUACAAGACCAGGGUCAUAUCGUUGAAGAAUGAGAAGCGAGACAACCAUAUCGUGAAUGUGUUCCGAAGAAAUGACGUGGACGUGGAGGGCUUGGAUCGUUUCAUGGACUCGGACGGCAUUCCCCAUGUCGGCGUCCUCCUGGAGUCAGGAAGCCCCAUGACAUGCCACUACAGUCUGGAGGAGAGCAAGUUCCACGUGACGCGCUAUAUGGAUGACGAGCCGGCGCGGGUGGACUCGGUCAAGCUGAUGGGUGACAUCGGCGGCGCCGAGAUCUUGCAGCGCAUCAUGAUCGUGCUGCGUGUGGAGAGGAAGCCGACGGUGGGCGACAAGUUCGCCAGCCGCGCCGGCCAGAAGGGCAUCUGCAGCCGGGUGCACGUCACCGAGGACCUGCCCUGGACGGAGAGCGGCCUCGUGCCCGACAUCAUCUUCAACCCGCACGGCUUCCCCUCCCGAAUGACGAUCGCGAUGAUGGUGGAGUGCAUGGCGGGCAAGGCGGCCGCGCUGAACGGCGAGUGCUACGACGCUACGCCGUUCCGUUUCACCGAGGACGAGACGGCCGUCGACUACUUCGGCAGCGUGCUGGAGCGGGCCGGCUACAACUAUCACGGCACGGAGACCAUGUAUAGCGGCUUCACUGGCACCCAGCUGGAAGCCAAGAUCUUCUGCGGCGUCAUCCACUACCAGCGGCUGCGGCACAUGGUGUCGGACAAGUGGCAGGUGCGCAGCACGGGCCCGAUGGACAGUCUGACCCGGCAGCCGGUCAAGGGCCGCAAGAAGGGCGGCGGCGUGCGGUUCGGCGAGAUGGAGCGAGACGGUGUGAUGGCCCACGGCACGACCCUGAUCGCUCAGGACCGGCUGUUCAGCUGCUCGGACCGGGCCGAGAUGCACGUGUGCGCCACAUGCGGUUCGCUGCUGUCGCCGAUCACCGAGCUGACGCAGCGGAGCCGCGGCGCGCGCGCCGGCGGUGGCGCCAACGCCCGCCGGCCCGUCUGCACCGUGUGUGGCUCGCAGCGGGACGUGGUGUCAGUACACCUGCCCUACAUGAUGCUCCACCUGGCCAUACAGCUCGCCGCCAUGAACGUCAAGGUCAACGUCCAGGUCAAGAAGCAGUGACCGGGCGACCUGGCCGCCUGGUCGUCGCGCGCUGGUGGGGAGCGAACGUUGGGCGCGGGGCGGCGAUGGUUGAAUCGUGCUGGAUGGAGCGUCAGCUUGUUCGGGGGAUGUGGGCGCACGGCCUCGUGUGAGCACGUCAGUCAGAUGGUAUGCGCGUGUCCAAAUGUCGGUACAUGAUGAGCGUGCUGCGCGAGUUCAGAGCGGUAGAGAAGUGGGAGUGGGGUCGCGGAAGUUCCUGCUGUGAACGGUGCUCACCCGUGCGUCGGGUGCCUUCUCGUGUUGGUGAUUACGUGUAUUGACUUCAAUACAACAUGGAAUAUCAGUG
Pollicipes pollicipes is the source of this 3922-nucleotide messenger RNA. It is a transcript of the gene Polr1B, whose product is annotated as RNA polymerase I subunit Rpl135. The coding region runs from base 151 to 3597 and encodes 1148 amino acids. Gene Ontology annotation, molecular function: ribonucleoside binding; DNA-directed RNA polymerase activity; DNA binding. The transcript is spliced from 24 exons. Gene Ontology annotation, biological process: DNA-templated transcription. The record is from RefSeq and is a predicted model, not a curated record. Gene Ontology annotation, cellular component: nucleus. NCBI's taxonomy places the organism in Eukaryota, Metazoa, Arthropoda, Thecostraca, Pollicipedomorpha, Pollicipedidae.